Sclerotinia sclerotiorum 1980 UF-70 is the source of this 204-nucleotide messenger RNA. RefSeq lists its product with no specific name. Lineage: Eukaryota; Fungi; Ascomycota; Leotiomycetes; Helotiales; Sclerotiniaceae. Bases 1 to 204 code for a protein of 67 amino acids. The record is from RefSeq and is a predicted model, not a curated record. The transcript is spliced from 3 exons.
AUGGAUUAUGCGAAAAAGGUAGUUGAUCGUACGGGCAAUGAUGUUAGGGCGAGAGAACACAAGUACUACAAUGAAAAGCAGGAAUUGGCGAAGACGAGAUGGGAUAAACCAAAAGGCUUAUCUUCGAACCCGAUUGUCGGGCUUAAUUUUACAUCACAAGUGCCAAUUGUUGAUCGAAUAGAGUUGCAUCGUCGUCGUGCUUAG